AUGUUCUGGACCCCGAAUUUCAAGGCGGAUCAGUUGACAAAGCUUGGAAUCGGCCUGACAAGCCUCGUGUCGAUGACCGUUCUUUUGGACAUGCUGGCAGAUGCCAUCCCAAAAACCGACGAUUUCCCACUAUUAGGUAUCUACGUGGUCGUCUGCGUUGGGCUGACCUCAUUUGCAUGCGUAAUAGUGGUCGUCUACCCCCUUGACAAUUACCACAAGAAGACGAACCUGGAGAUCAAGAAAUCGGCCGAAGAAGACCGGAAGCUUGAUUUUUGG
Messenger RNA from Mesorhabditis spiculigera, 276 nucleotides. The record is from the annotation of a GenBank genome assembly. Lineage: Eukaryota; Metazoa; Nematoda; Chromadorea; Rhabditida; Rhabditidae.